Messenger RNA from Aspergillus clavatus NRRL 1, 948 nucleotides. RefSeq names its product Efg1 domain-containing protein. The transcript has 2 exons. Gene Ontology annotation, biological process: maturation of SSU-rRNA from tricistronic rRNA transcript (SSU-rRNA, 5.8S rRNA, LSU-rRNA). The coding region runs from base 1 to 948 and encodes 315 amino acids. Lineage: Eukaryota; Fungi; Ascomycota; Eurotiomycetes; Eurotiales; Aspergillaceae. Gene Ontology annotation, cellular component: nucleolus; preribosome, small subunit precursor. The record is from RefSeq and is a predicted model, not a curated record.
AUGCCCAGAGAAUUCGACCCCCGAGCAGCCAGCAAACGGAAACACGGCGACACCUCGGAAGACUUCGCACCGGCCAAGAAGAAGAAGAUUCUUCCCCCCAAACAUGAGCACAACCACCCUUCCGUGAACGAGCUGAAGAAGCGCAUCCGCGACGUCAAGCGCCUGCUCAACCGCGUGGAUCUCCCCGCCGACGCGCGCAUUAUCCAGGAGCGUGCGCUCGCAGGGUACGAGAAGGAUCUCGAAGAUGAGCUAGCGAGACGCAAUCGGUCGCAGAUGAUCAAGAAGUAUCACUUUGUUCGGUUCCUGGACCGCAAAGCCGCAACAAAGGACCUCAACCGCCUCCUGCGCCGCGAAAAGGAAAUCUCCAAGUCCGACGCCGACUCCGCGACCAAAGACGGAAAGCUGGCUGCGCUGGCGAAGGAAAUCCACGUCGCCCGCGUGAACCAGAACUACACGAUUUAUUACCCGCUCACGCAGAAGUACAUCGCGCUCUACGCCGAGAAGAAGCAGAAGAAGGACAAGAAGGGUCCCACCGCGUCCUCGGACAACCAGAGCCAGUCGGACUCGGAUGGGGGUGCGGGUGCGGGUAGCAAACUCAUUUUUAGUACUACGGGCGUGAGGCCGCCCAUGUGGCAGGUUGUGGAGAAGUGUAUGGAAGAAGGGACUUUGGAUCUUCUCCGUGAGGGCAAGUUGGAUGCGCAGAUUGGAGGAGCUGAUUCGCCAGCUCCGGAAUCGAAAGCGAAAGUCACAGAUGAUGCUGGGAAGGUCCGCAAUCAGGAUACGGUUUCGAAAAAGAGCAGCGGAAAGUCUAGGGAAGCGGACGCAUCGAAGUCCAAACAAGACAAGAAGUCGAAACGGGCUCCUGCGAAGGAGGAUGCAUACCGGGAUGCCAAAAAUAAUGAUAACGACGAUGGUGACGAAAGUGAUGGAGGCUUCUUCGAAAUAUGA